Loxodonta africana (African savanna elephant) is the source of this 4137-nucleotide messenger RNA. Its product is annotated as spermatogenesis-associated protein 31D1-like. NCBI's taxonomy places the organism in Eukaryota, Metazoa, Chordata, Mammalia, Proboscidea, Elephantidae. The coding region runs from base 1 to 4137 and encodes 1378 amino acids. The transcript is spliced from 5 exons. The record is from RefSeq and is a predicted model, not a curated record.
AUGGCCAUUGAACUGGAUACCUUGCCUUCUUGCAGGAGCCCUGAGCUACCAUAUAAGAAUUUUGUUGCUCUACUGGAGAAGUUCUGUGGAGAGGUCAUAAGAGUAAGCCACCUGAAGCAUCAUGGCAGAGUCAAGAGGAGGAAGAAAGGUGGAACAUUUAAAGGUAAGAGUUGCAAAGCUUAUGAGAUGGAAGUAAAGAAGGCAAGAAAGCUACUAAGUCUUCUGAAAGGAAGUCAUGCAUGUGGGGGGUUACGAGGGCUUCAGUUGGCCCCACUCCUGCCAGACCAACAGGCCCUCCUAUUCUUGUACUGGUCCUGGCUGCAGCUUUGUAUCUCCUAUCUCUGCAGCCCCCUGGGCCAGCACCACGAUACCAUCCGCCUUCGUCAAAUGUUAUGUCCAGAUCCAUCCUGUGAGGUGUGUAACAGAACAACUGCUGAGGUCAGUCAGCUGCUGUUUGGAGAGCCCGUGGAAGAUGCUGCUUCCUGUGUGUCCCCUGUGGCUCCCACAGUGCCUGUGACUGAGUCAUCUUUCCCUCUGGCCCCCUCAGCACAGCCUCCAGAAGACCCAAUACCAUCCUCUCUACCUCUCUCCUCCCUCCUCUCCCAGGACCUGAAAACAUCCUUGGUUGAUUCUCUUUCACCCUCACCACCGGGUGACUCUCUGCCACCAGAGCCUGUUUCUCCCUUGGAUUCCACAUUCCCAGUGAACCACUUUCCACCCCAAUCACAUGCCUCCUCCCCAUUCCUGCUACAGCACACUCCGAGUGUGGAUCAUGUUCCACAACCAGAUUCUUCUUUGACUUUGAAGACCAUCUUCUCCCUUGACCUCUCCUUGUCUCAAGACAUGAACCCCUCACCGUAUUUGUCCCACUCAGCGAAUCUCACUGAUUCAGUCACUUGUCACUACACACCACCAACUCUGUCUGCCUCACCACCGCAAGACUGCACUUCAACUGUGACUCAAUCUAAAUUGAUACCAACCUCACUGAAAUCUGUCUCUGAGAGCUCAUCUUCAGAGAGCCCUGGUGGGUUGGCCCCUUAUAGUCCAACAGUCACAGGCACAAACCGUUCAGAAUUCUCCUGGCCAGCUCAUGCUAAGGAACAGUUACCCUCCACCUUGACACAGUGUGAUGUCAACAAAGAGGCCCCUGCCCUCUAUCCUUCAGAGGUCUCUUUGAGAAGCCUUGCAACCAACUCAGAGGCUAGUAACCUCUCUUUUCUCAGUCCUGAUGUCCUGGCUCUCCUGGAGAGGCAGGUAAAGAGAGAUUUCCUGAAGAAGGAAAAGAUUAAAAACGAGGCUGUUCCAGACCAUCUUCGGCCAGAUGACCAACUAAAACACAACUUAGCAGCCUCUGUGCCCUUCCAGGGUAUGGAAGGCAAUCAGGAAUCUCCAUAUCCUAAGACCUUUGGAGACCACGUACAUCCACAACACGUUCAGCUCUUCUGGGGUCUACCGUCUCUGCACAGUGAGUCCCUAGCAUCUAUGGUGGUCUCAACUGGCUAUUCCUCAGACUUUGUCUAUUUUAAUAGACUACCCUUAUCUCUGUCCUUGCCUGAGAUUCAGCCUCAAACCUUAUCCCAGUCCCUGCAUUUACAUCAUACUUGGGUCCAGUUCCAGGCUCACCUUCAAUCCCAGCUCCAAAACCUACCACCUUCUCCACCCAACAAUGAGGAACAGUCUCUUUCCCAAGAAACAGUUGACUGCCUGGAGCAGCAUGUACUACAGAAACAACUGGAAAAUGUAUUGGGUAUACCCCCUGUUGUCCAAAAAUCUCAGGAAGCCUUUUGUCCUCCAGCUCCUAACUUUCCUCAGCACCACCAGCACUACCAGACCCAUGCUCCAAUAACUAUCAUUCCUGGAAAUUUUCCUCUCAGCAGUGAAGUAAGAAAACUCCUCGAACACCACCUGCGAAAGAGGCUCAUUCAACAUCGGUGGGGCCUGCCCCGCAGGAUCCGUGAGUCUCUGCUGCUGAUGAGGCCUCCAGAUGAAUUUCCAGAGAUAUCUGAAUCAAAGAGCACUUACGGACUCACAUGGAUCCGUGAGUUUAACAGCCAGACCAGCAUGGAUCUAAAUGGUGAGGGAUUGAGCCGCCGAAGAAGCUUCUAUGAAAGGAGCCUAGAACCAAUUCGAUUAGAAAAGGCCAUGAGGAGGGCUUACUUAGAAAAGAAGAUGAGGAAGGGUCGGAGACAUAGCCCAGAGAAUAUCCCAAAAGGUCAUCUGUCAAAAGACCCAAAAAGUCACAGGAUAAGUCUGUCAGGGGAUAAUUCAAGGGCCUUGAAAACACAUUUGAGCAAUAAGCUUGGACAAAUCAAGGAGGGUAGGAUCCCUGAGGUUGUAGAUAGCUCAUGGCAUGCUGUCAAAAAGACAUCAACUCUUCCUGAGAAAUCCCACACCCAAAUUAAAAGCAGAAAUUUGGCACCAUUUGUGGGUGGAGACUGCUACCUUAAUAUUUGUCAGGAGCUUCCAUUUAUUGAUUCAAGCACAAAACAAAGGUUGGAAGACCAUAUUAAAAAUUUUCAUCUGAGGAUGAUAGAGGGCCUUCCCGGCAAAGUUCUAGAAUCCCUGCAAAUCUUUCAAAUGAGGGAAUGCCCAUCUUUUCCCUUUCCCUAUUCCAACUUGCCCUCAUCAACCACUCUUCUAUCUGAGACAGACUCCAAAAUGGAAGUUUCUGAGCCCCUUCGAGAAAGUCUUGAAACGUUCUGGGGAGACAAGAUGACAGAAUUUGUCGUGGAUUAUCCUGUACCUGCCACCUCGCCUGUGGACAAGAAAGGGCAGGGGGCCCUGAGACAAUCACCCCCUGACAUCGAUUGUGAGCUUCACGUAAGCCCAGAGCUGCCCACAAGUCAAAGUGGAACUGGACGUACUCCAAGGGACGACUGUACAAGUUCCAGGGAAACAGCAGGAAUGGCCAGCGUGUCCAGGGAGAUAUUCAAGGUGGAGGAGCUCCGUGCUCUUCAAUCACAAUCAGUAGAAACAAAACUGAUGGCUGAAAGUCCCCUCUUGCCAAGAAUAUCAGCUGUCCAAGAUCCUGAUCCAUCAUACCUUAAAAGACAGCUGAUCAAUGAAUUAAAGUUUACAUUGAAGGCCAGGCAGUUUAGCCAGGCCCGAGGCUCAUCAACUAACACGUCUCAUGCCUCAGAUAGCUUGUCUUCCACUGACUUACUGUGGAAUGGCUCACCCACACAUGCCCAGAGUAUCUCCAGUGGUUACAUGGCAGCUCCCCAGGUGCUGAAUGUCCACAUGAAGGACAGAGGGAUCAACAUGAAGCAGCAACAGGAGCCCUGGGUCCCUGAGCAUGUCUUAGGGAAGUGCCAGGAUAAGAAUUUCCCACCAAAGAGAGUGAACCCUCAGCGACCCAAAGCAGAAGAGCUGGGAGGAGGAGAUGCAGCAUUGGGGACCUCUCAAACCAGAAGGAAGAGCUACCCUGCUCGUGACAAGAAAUCCGAGGAGGCCUUUGGGAGCAGGUCCUCCCAGUCCCUGUCACAGAAGGAAGAACAGUCUCCUCCUGAGAGUAAUUUUAUGAAGAAAUUCUUACAGUGGCUUCAUCCAAGAAUGGGGAAAGCCAGCUCCACGCCAGCCUCUGUACAGAGUAGUGGCCCAAGGAGAAGUCAAGGUCAGAAACCUCUGAUGUCUGGAAAGUUCCUAGAGAAGGAACAGGGGCAUAGGCUUAGAACAGAUACCGCCUGCCCCCGAGAGUCCCUUUGCACCCAUAUGAAGUUUGUCCAGGGGCCUCCUUUUAACUCCAGGGCUCCCUCCCAUAAAGCAAGUACCAAGGCCUGCAGCCAAGAAGCUCUCCCUGCUGGCCAGAGUUGUCCUGUCCGGGGGCCUCCUUUCAACUCCAGGGCUCCCUCCCGUAAAGCAAGUACCAAGGUCUGCAGCCAAGAAGCUCUCCCUGCUGGCCUGAGUUGUCCUGUCCAGGGGCCUCCUUUUAACUCCAGGGCUCCCUCCCAUAAGGCAUGUACCAAGGCCUGCAGCCAAGCUCCUCUCCCUGCUGGCCACCCCCAGAAAAUGAAAGGAUUCCAGGGCCAGGUACCUUCUCAGAGGCAGACCCCUCACGCCCCCCAGGGGCUCUGCAUCUCAUCCAGGCUCCACCAGCAUGAGUUCAACCUGCCAGGUGCCUCAGGCCCCCUUUCCUAG